Molecule: messenger RNA, 891 nt
Organism: Pichia membranifaciens NRRL Y-2026
Lineage: Eukaryota; Fungi; Ascomycota; Pichiomycetes; Pichiales; Pichiaceae
Exons: 1
Coding region: 1-891 (296 amino acids)
Biological process (GO): endoplasmic reticulum unfolded protein response
Cellular component (GO): endoplasmic reticulum membrane; Hrd1p ubiquitin ligase ERAD-L complex
Molecular function (GO): ubiquitin-specific protease binding; misfolded protein binding
Source: RefSeq, a predicted model, not a curated record
AUGUCUGAGCUAGGAAUAUUUGUGUCGUCGAUUCCGCCCGUGACACGGACAAUCACCUUGACGUCGCUCGUGAUGGGCGGGUUGCACUCGUUGCAACUGAUCCCGAUCACUGCGUUCACGUGCCACUUCCCAUUGGUGUGGCAGAAAUUCGAGGUGCACCGGUUGUUGACGGGGUUUCUCAUCCCCAACCCGCAGGCGAUGCAGGGGAUGAUGGAGAUCUACAUGAUGUACAGCUUCUCGAAGGGCCUUGAGGAGAGCAAGUUCAAGAAGAACCUCCCGGACUACAUCUAUUACUUUGCGAUCGUGUUGCCGAUCAUCCUCGUGGGCUCGUACGCGGCAAUGCCGCCGCUGUACUCGUUGAGUCCGGCGUUGUUGUCCGCGUUGACCUUCACCUGGUCGAUCUUGAACUACAACCAGCAGGUGAACUUCUACUUCAUGCCCAUCAAGGCGUCGCUUCUCCCGGCGGUCUCGUUGGGGUUCCGCCUUCUCGUCGACGGCCAGGAGAGCUUCAUCUUGGCCUUGCUGGGCUUUGCCGCCGCGUACGUCUACAACUGCAUCGAGACGCGGUCCCUGGGUCCACUCAUGUCCAUCAUCACGGGCAAGGAGCCCGAGGUGAACCCGAACAACAACCGUCUCGGCACCGUCAACACCAUGGCCCACGCCUGGUUCUACUCGACGGGCUACCUCGGGGCGCCCCGCUGGCUGCGCCGCGUCCUCUCGAGGUUCACCGGCGUCGACUACGACUCUCCGACCUACAACCGCAGAGGCUUCACCGCCUUUGCUGCCAAGAAGAGUACCUCUGCCGGCACUGGGUCCUCCGCCGCCGCUCGUGCAGCCGGCAACGUCUUCUUCCGUGGAGAGGGCAGGCGUUUGGGCAGCGGCAAGGAGUAG